AUGAGUACCACCACCAGCACGCAGAUCCCGCUCCUCACCCACCUCCUCACGCACGAGUCCUUCCGCGCCGCCCGCCUGCCCUCCCUCUACUCCGACUUCCGGCACCUGCGCACCAACAACCCCAGCGGCUUCACGGCCAACACCACGGCCUGGACGUCCGCGCUGGCUGGCGCCGCGCGCGCCGGCGUGCUGCCGGACACGCUUGUGCUGCGCACGGGCGAGGAGCUGGUGGCCGCGCUGGCGACCCGCGAGUGGGGGCGCCCGCUGGGCAUCGGGUGUGUGGUGGCCGAGGCCGUCCAGAAGAGGGAGUGGUUCCCGCUGGGGGUGUUUAUGCGCCAGGUGGAGAGCGUGUAUUACCGCGCGUGGAUCAAUCCGUGGGGGCUGCUGAGCUGGGGGUUGGAGACGGCGGGGCUGAAGGGGAGGGAGGGGGGUGCGGCGGGGAGUGGGGAGUUUGUGGUGUUGAAGAAUGUUGAGGAAUCUGCCCAGAAACUCCUCACGCAGAUCAGCCUCCUCCCCAACGGCACCCACCGCCUCUUCACACUCCCCCUCCUUCUCAAAACCUACCCCAACCCACUCACCAACACCCCCUACACCGACCGCGACCUCAAGGUCCUCCUCAAGUUCCUCACGCGCGACCUGCGCGCCGCCACCCUCUCCGGCGAAACCCUCAAGUUCAAGAACGAGAACGAGGAGCCCACGCCCGUCACGCCCACCGACACCACCAUCGCCGAGCUCAAGGCCACGAUCGCAAACCUCCACGCGCAGAUCGACCACCUGGCCGCGCAGAUCAGCGGCUGCACGGACAAGGCGCGCGCCGCGCUGCAGAACAAGAACCGCAUUGUGGCCGUGGCCGCGCUGAAGAGCAAGAAGCUGGCCGAGGCCACGCUGGAGCGGCGCGUGGGCGCGCUGGGGCAGCUGGAGGAGGUGCUGGCGAGGAUCGACCAGGCGACGGGGAAUGUGGAGUUGAUGGCGCAGCUGAAGAGGAGCACGAAGGUGCUGCGGGCGCUGAAUCGGGAGACGGGGGGCGUGGAGGCGGUGGAUGGGGUGGUGGGCGAGCUGAGGGAGCAGAUGGAUGAGGUGGAGGAGGUGACGAGGGUGUUGGGUGAGGUGGGGCUGGAGGAUGGUGAGGUGGAGGAGGAGAUGGAGGAGUUGUUGGAGGAGGAGGAGAGGCGGAAGGAGAUGGAGAAGGAGGCGAGGGAGAAGGAGAGGCGCAAGAAGGUGAUGGAGGAGCUGGGCAAGUUGACGCUGAAAGGGGAGGAAGAGGAGCAAGAGGAGGACCAAGGCGCAGUGGGCACGAUGGGGGGGGAGGCAGUUGGUGAAAAGAUCAAGGUUGCGCUUCCUGCAUCAUAG
This is a messenger RNA of Morchella sextelata, 1350 nucleotides long. RefSeq lists its product as uncharacterized. Gene Ontology annotation, biological process: late endosome to vacuole transport via multivesicular body sorting pathway; vesicle budding from membrane. Lineage: Eukaryota; Fungi; Ascomycota; Pezizomycetes; Pezizales; Morchellaceae. The record is from RefSeq and is a predicted model, not a curated record. Gene Ontology annotation, cellular component: cytoplasmic side of plasma membrane; multivesicular body; ESCRT III complex. The transcript is spliced from 2 exons. The coding region runs from base 1 to 1350 and encodes 449 amino acids.